AAUAACCAUCUUUCUUCCCUUUUAUCAGCAGUAUCAACACCAGCGAGGAGUCUCAGCAUGAAGAUGGUGUCCAGGAGGUUUCAUCCGCCCCUGAAACUUCAGCCUCAGCUGCAACUGAGGACAAAGAUCUCUCAGAAGACAUGGAGUUGUUGUCUUCUUCUAUGUGUUUUUUUUCUUUUAUCAGCAGCAUCAACGCUGACGAGGAGUCCGAGGAAGGAGCUGGUGUUCAGGAGGCUUCACCCACCCCUGGAGAUGAAGAAGCAGCUAGUGCUAACCCCAGCAUCCAGUCUGAAGAUGGUGAAGCUGUGGAGAAGGCUUCAUCCAGCCCUGACAUUCUGGUCUCAACUGAGGAUAAAGACGUACCAGAAGACAUGGAGUUGUUGUCUUCUUCUAUGUGUUUUUUUUCUUUUAUCAGCAGCAUCAACGCUGACGAGGAGUCCGAGGAAGGAGCUGGUGUCCCUGGAGAUGAAGAAGCAGCUAGUGCUAACCCCAGCAUCCAGUCUGAAGAUGGUGAAGCUGUGGAGAAGGCUUCAUCCACCGCUGACAUUCUGGUCUCAACUGAGGAUAAAGACGUACCAGAAGACACAGAGUUGUUGUCUUCUGCCCCAGAAGAUAAGUAUAUGUCCUUGUCUUUUAUCAACAGCAUCAACAAGGAGUCUGAGGAAGGAGCUGGUGUUCAGGAGGCUCCACCCACCCCUGAAGAUGAAGAAGCUACCAGUGUCAACACCACCAUUGAGCCUGAUCACGGUGAAGCUGUCGAGAAGGCUUCCAGUUGGCUUCGCUGGCUGGUGCCUCGCCGUAAGAAACAGAAGGUGGAAACAGAACCUCCAUCUGAGACAGUAGAGAUGGACACAGAUUGCAUUGAGGCCCAGCCAUUUGCCAUUCACAGUAAAAAACCCAACCCAAUAGGUCAGGGUGGGAGUAUAGAUGUCGAAACUCUCAACGCCGAUAUAUAUAGAAAAGUGUUCAGUCGGCAAAAUAAUUUGUUGCAGGAAAAAACCUCAGCCAGCACAGACGUCAUACCCAGAGAGGAGCUGGUCUGCCUCGGGUUCCCCAACCUGGCGCAGACCUGCUACAUGAACUCCACCCUGCAAGGCCUCCUGACGCUGAGACCUUUUGUUCAUGACAUCAACAAGCAGAAGAAGGUGUGGAUGUCUCACCCCGGAUCUAAAGUCCUCAGACGGUUUGUAGAUGUGGGACACAGCCACUUUAACAGCAACAAGAGAGAGGCAAGAAGUGUCCUGGCUGCUUUUAAAGACGCUGUCGCUGAGUUUAACUCAGAGUUUAAGGACCAUCAGCAGAAAGAUGCCCAUGAGUUCCUCAGCUCCUUGUUGAAUCAGAUGAAGUCUCUGAACUUUGACCUGCAGGAAUCAGCAAUGAACAUGGGCUUCAAAUACACCUGCCCUGUUGAUGCUCACAUCAGCUUCCAGAUGUUGAGCACCAGGACCUGCAAAGGAUGCGGUAAACAAUCGAUGAGGGAGGAGGAUUAUAUCAACCUGUCCCUAGACCUGGUGCAUGGCGGCUCAGUAAACCAGUGUCUAAAGGACUACCUUAAAUUGAACCAGUUGGAGUAUCGGUGUGAGUGUGGUUCAGAGAGGUCAACCCAGCGGCCGUCCUUCUUGACCCUGCCAAAGUGA
Messenger RNA from Centropristis striata (black sea bass), 1637 nucleotides. RefSeq names its product ubiquitin carboxyl-terminal hydrolase 29-like. The record is from RefSeq and is a predicted model, not a curated record. Gene Ontology annotation, biological process: G1/S transition of mitotic cell cycle; protein deubiquitination. Gene Ontology annotation, molecular function: cysteine-type endopeptidase activity; cysteine-type deubiquitinase activity. Gene Ontology annotation, cellular component: cytosol; nucleus. NCBI's taxonomy places the organism in Eukaryota, Metazoa, Chordata, Actinopteri, Perciformes, Serranidae. The transcript has 7 exons. Bases 141 to 1637 code for a protein of 498 amino acids.